Molecule: messenger RNA, 2615 nt
Organism: Hypomesus transpacificus
Lineage: Eukaryota; Metazoa; Chordata; Actinopteri; Osmeriformes; Osmeridae
Gene: tmem255a
Product: transmembrane protein 255A
Exons: 10
Coding region: 224-1249 (341 amino acids)
Source: RefSeq, a predicted model, not a curated record
CAGAGCGCAUGGACAUGCGGAGAGAUGAAGGUGGACAUGUCAAUAGACACAGAUGUAAAUGUGACAGCGACGGCGGGAAGACGUCUGCAAUCAGAGAAUGACACUGCAAGCAAAGUUGGCGUAUACUUUAUUUCAUAGCAGUAAACAAUUAUUUGAUACUCUAAUUAAGUAUCUAGUUUAUAACCUUGAAUCAUAAUCUUAGGCCCAUCGCGCGAUUUCCAAAAUGCCUUCUGUUCAGAACCAACAAGCCAAUGGACUAACGCUCUCCGACACUACUAUGGGAUCAUUUAAGAGGAGGAAAAGGAAGUCCAUAAUGGUCACAGUGAUGCUGCUCAUUGUAUCUGUCCUCAUCCUUAUAUUUGGACUUGCUGCCACCACCAGGACACAGAACAUUACAGUGGGCGGCUAUUACCCUGGAGUCAUACUGGGCUUUGGCUCCUUUCUGGGAAUCAUCGGGGCCCAUUUGAUAGAAAAUAAGAGGCAGAUGCUGGUGGCUUCCAUAGUGUUCAUCAGUUUUGGAGUGGUAGCUGCCUUUUGCUGUGCCAUUGUAGAUGGGGUUUUUGCUGCAAGACACAUCGAUCUCCGGCCCCUGAAUGCUGGUCGCUGUGACUACCAUUCCAGUGAGACUUCAUCGGAACUGGAUGUUCCAUGCCAAACAUCAUCACGUGUAUCUUGUAACCUGCGUGUGAAAAGCAAAACCUGUUACUGCUGUGACCUCUACAACUGUGGGAAAGAUCAUCCUUUUAUGGUACCUCAGAAUAAAGAUGUUUUGAAAAAGUUCAGGAAAACGUCCAUGAUUUGGAACCGUGUGGAGCUGAUGGGGGGCUACCAUGAGUACACGGAGGUGAGGAGCUGUGAGGACGUGGUGCACCUCUACCACCUGCUGUGGUCCGCCACCAUCCUCAACAUCGUUGCUCUCUUCCUGGGCAUCAUCACAGCAGCUGUGCUGGGGGGCUUCAAAGACAUGAUCCCUGUCCCAGAUUCAUGUGAACCUGAGGCCAUCCCAGCUCCUGUCCGGCCAGAGGACUCGAAUCCCAGCACCUCGCUCACCUCCUACUACAACACUGCCCCCUGCCUGCCACCUUACACUGCAUACGACCUGCAGGGUUCCGCCAUGUUUCCCGACUCCUCGGGCCUCUCUGAUGACUCCCAGUCUGGAGCUAGCCACAUGUGGCCCACCAUGAUCCCCCCACGCUACUCCCCCCCCUACUACCCCCCUGAUGAGAAGCCCCCUCCAUACAGCCCCUAGGCUGGGGGCUGCCUCCCCCAAUCCCUUGCCCUGUUGCCAGACACCAAGGCACCAUGGGCAUUGAUAAUGGGUGCUACUGGACCCCUGGAUCAUCGAUCUCAAAGGGAACUACUAUCUGGCACUUCGGAGGACUGCUCCUGAGAAGCGAGCUGAGAGCAGUGUGGUUGUUGUUGUUGUGUACAGAGACAAGGAAAGACAAAGAGCAUGAGUCGGUGGUGUGACUAGCAGUGAGUACAGUUCAUUAGAGCCAAGUCAAGGAGGAAGACUGCGAGGACACCCUUAUCCUAUUUAGGCUAUUUGAAUACAGUUCUGCCCUUGGUAGAAGGCAUAACAAGUGUCAUCUUUGGUAUGCACACACCCUCCCCUCAGCAUAAUCUCUCCUAAAUGAGACAAGCUCUUGAGAUGGAACUGUUACGGAUCUGCCUUAAUAUCUGUGGACUUCCAGAGCUCUACCAGUCUGUCAUCACCAUCUGAUGCCUGAUCUCUCCAUAGACAAUCCUUUCCUGUUGUUUCAUGCCUCCCUAUGUUUGAUCUGCCUCAGCACAUGGAUAACUUCCUGUCCUAACUGGCUGUACAGUCCCUAUUGUAUUCACUGGCAUUCCGCAAGUGGCAUGACUGGUGUGAGGAGGGUAGUUAGAUAUGUCUUGUUUGUGAAUGAAUAGCACGAGUACUGUACUCAACUUGUAUGAACACUAUGUUAGCCUACUUGCGAGUAUUUGCUUGUCUUCUCGUACUUCAAUUUGGGGCAUCUAGAUCUCAAUAACUGUACAGAGAUGUCUAGUGUUUUCCCCUGUAGGACUAAAAGCUUACCGGCUGUGAUUAACAGCACAUGAUCACAAUACAUUCAAUGUUAGCCGUGAUAAAACGGUUUCAUACUUAAAAUAACCUGUAUAAAAGUCAACAAUAUCUCAGUGUAAUGAAAACAGAACCUAUGUGAAACAUGGUUCCUUUAUCUCUUAAUUUAUGGCUCAUUCUAGUGUUACUUAGUAUUUUAUUCUCAAGAAUGUGAGCAGGGUUAACACAUAUUACAAACUGAGCUGUUUUUUUUAUGGGAAAACAUGGUCUACAGUGCAAACUAUCAUUGUACUCUCUAGAUGUCAGCACAGCUACUGCAAAAGCUGCACAGGGAGUUUGCUCUCAUUAUCGUCUCCCUCUAGGUAGAAUGUGAUAUUACCCUUACAGUAUAUACACAGAAUGCUAUGUUGAGUGUUAAAGUCUUAGUCACAGAAGCCCAUCUCCAAGUGAUAUGCAACCUCAGUAAUACCCAAUUGAUUUUGUCAGCUCUAUCACUUACUGUUUACAUUCAAUUAUUUGAUCAUCACUUCCUCAGGGGCUGAAGAAGGACUUUGGCUGACUUAAGUCUGUG